GGCAUCGGGAAAAUUCAAUCGGUGUCCAACCUUUAUUACAUUCCUACCGGGUAAUAAGUAUAUCUAUGAUAAAAUAUCAUUUGCUAUUACAGUCUGAAAACAUAAUAUAUAAUGUAAAAUGAGUCUCUUAAAAAAAGCCUGUUUUGUUUAUUUUAUUUUCACAUUGACGUUAUUGUUUGUGAGUUCCUACGAGGAUUACGAGAGGAGGGCCAAGUAUAACGCCGACGACGAAAAUGAUAAUAAGACUUGCAACAUUCCGUGGGAAACAUCUUUGAUGUCAGAACCGUAUCCUUCUUGCUGGUUAAUGUGUAAAGGGAGAUGCAUUAUUUUGAGUAGAACAACCCAAUGGCGCUGUAAAAUGUCUCCAAACGAAAUAUUUGGUAACUGCCAUUGCUGUUGUGAUGACAAUGUUAAUGUAAUAUAUGAUUUCUGAUCGCCGAAUCUGCAGGAUAAUAUGUGAGCGAUACCUACAAGGCUACAACGAUUGAAAUAAUGUUCAAAUUAAUUAAUAUUUUAUAUAAUAAUACUAUACGUAGCCUAUAUUUAUUUAAACGUGGGUGCUCAUGGUUUAGGCUUCCAUUUAUUUUUACUCAUCUCCAUCACUGCUCCGUCGUAUAUGUUAUGCUAUUAGGUCUUUACAAAUUAUUAAAUGUCACCUAUAUUGUAUUUGUACGCAUACCUACUACAAUUAACAUAAUAAUUUUAAACAUUUGUCAAUCUAAUUAUUGUUAUGCUAUACCUACUUAAGUUUACAUUGUGUUAUAAUUUUUUUUUAUUGAACUUUAGCAUGGGCGAUUAAGGGCCAAUAGUUGUAUACAUUAUAUUUUAUUUAUUUUCGGUAACAGUUAAAUUACAAUAAUAUAGGACUUAUAUAGUUCUUUGUUGAUAAUUGAUAUUAUACUAUGUUAUAUUAAGAUUAACACAAAUUUGUAUUGCCGAUUGGCGUUUAUUCUAAUAAAUAAAGCACACAAAUAUUCUUGCAUUUCAUGCAACA
This is a messenger RNA of Myzus persicae (green peach aphid), 994 nucleotides long. RefSeq lists its product as uncharacterized. The transcript is spliced from 2 exons. NCBI's taxonomy places the organism in Eukaryota, Metazoa, Arthropoda, Insecta, Hemiptera, Aphididae. The record is from RefSeq and is a predicted model, not a curated record. The coding region runs from base 119 to 433 and encodes 104 amino acids.